UCAGGAUGAGACUCAGCCGCAUGACUCGCGUUGAAAAUGAUAGUAGCUUACUUUGACAGCGAGCUAAGUUAGCUAGCUUGAGUUCACACCACUGCUGACUGACCUCCUCUCCCAAGAUGGCUGGUGUUCAAGCCCUAGGUGUUCUUUCCAGAUUGACAUCAAGGAGAUACACUCUCUAUACAGGCAAUAACUUCCGCACCUUCUCAGUAGCUCCAGCAAUGCAAGCACGGACCCAUGUGAACUAUGAAGUCAAGGACGAUGUUGCUGUGGUGCGGAUGAACGACCCAACCUCCAAGGUCAACACACUGUCCAUCCAAAUGCAAAAUGAGCUGUCAGAUGUAAUGAACGAAAUUUGGGCAAACAAUGCAGUUCAAAGCGCCGUCCUCAUCUCCUCGAAGCCUGGAUGCUUUGUUGCAGGAGCCGAUAUCAAUAUGAUCGCGUCCUGCAACAGUGCAGAGGAGGUCACCAAACUCAGUCAGGAGGGUCAGAAGAUGUUUGACCUGAUAGAGAAAUCUCCCAAGCCUGUUGUUGCUGCAAUCAACGGCUCUUGCUUGGGCGGAGGCUUGGAGUUUGCCAUCGCCUGUCAGUACAGAAUUGCAACAAAGAGCAAGAAGACAGUUCUUGGCACUCCUGAAGUGAUGCUGGGUCUUUUACCGGGAGCUGGUGGCACUCAGAGACUCCCUAAAAUGGUUGGACUUCCCAGUGCCUUUGACAUGAUGCUGACGGGGAGAAACAUCCGGGCUGAUAAAGCCAAAAAGAUGGGGCUUGUCGACCAGCUGAUUGACCCUCUGGGACCCGGGCUGAAGAGUCCAGAGGACAGGACAAUUGAAUACCUGGAGGAAAUUGCCAUCGAAUGUGCAAAAGGGAUUGUAAAUAAGAAGAUCAAUCUCCACAAAGAGAAAGGCACCAUGCAGAAAAUUCAGGACUACAUCAUGGGCAUUGAGUUUGUCCGGAAUCAAAUUUACAAAACUGUCCACGGCAAAGUGAUGAAACAGAGUAAGGGACUUUAUCCAGCACCACUAAAGAUAAUUGAAUGUGUGAAGACUGGAGUGGAACAAGGCCCCACUGCAGGAUUCCUGGCAGAGUCUCAGAAUUUUGGCAAGUUGGCGAAAACUUCAGAAUCGGGGGCCCUGAUUGGUCUCUACCACGGCCAAGUUGCAUGCAAGAAGAACCGCUUUGGAGCUCCUGAAAAAGAUGUAAAGACUCUUGCCAUCUUGGGAGCAGGUCUGAUGGGGGCAGGUAUCGCUCAAGUAUCUGUGGACAAAGGUAUGCACACAGUCCUGAAGGACACAACUUUGCCUGGGCUGGCCAGGGGAGAGCAGCAGGUUUAUAAGGGACUGAACGACAAAACCAAAAAGAAGAACAUCACAAGCUUUCAGAGAGACUCCAUACUGUCAAACAUGACUGGGCAGCUGGACUACAGCGGCUUUGAGAAGGCUGACAUGGUUAUUGAAGCUGUGUUUGAGGACAUCAACAUCAAGCAUGCAGUCCUGAAGGAGGUGGAGGCUGUGGUUUCCCCUCACUGCAUAUUUGCCAGCAACACAUCUGCCCUGCCCAUCAAGGACAUCGCAGCUGCCAGCAAGAGGCCAGACAAGGUGAUUGGAAUGCACUACUUCUCUCCAGUGGACAAGAUGCAGCUCCUGGAGAUUAUAACCACUGAUCAGACGUCAAAGGACACCACAGCCGCUGCUGUGGCUGUCGGCCUCAAGCAGGGCAAAGUCAUCAUUGUUGUUGGGGAUGGUCCUGGGUUCUACACGACAAGGUGCCUGGCCCCCAUGUUGGCUGAAGCAGUACGAGUACUUCAGGAAGGAGUUGACCCCAAGAAGUUAGACGCACUCACCACAGGCUUCGGGUUCCCUGUGGGUGCAGCCACGCUGGCCGAUGAAGUCGGUAUUGACGUCGCCGCUCACGUAGCAGAAGACCUUGGCAAAGCUUUUGGCUCACGCUUUGGUGGAGGGAAUGUGGAGGUCCUGAAGACGAUGGUGGACAUGGGAUUCAAGGGACGCAAGUCAGGAAAGGGUUGCUAUGUGUACCAGCCUGGUCUCAAGACGAAGGAUGUAAACCCAGACAUCGGAGAAAUCCUGGAGAAAUACAAGAUGACACCAAAUCCUGCCGUUUCGUCAGACUCCGAUGUGCAGUACAGACUGGUGUCUCGAUUCGUCAACGAGGCCGUGCUGUGUUUGCAGGAAGGCAUUCUGAACAGCCCGCUGGAAGGAGACAUUGGUGCCGUGUUUGGUCUGGGAUUCCCUCCCUGCCUUGGAGGACCUUUCCGUUUCGUGGACAGCUUCGGUGCCGACAAGCUGGUGGAGAAGAUGAGACAGUUUGAAGCCGUCUAUGGGAAUCAGUUCACUCCAUGCCAACUUCUACUGGAUCACGCAAGUGAUCCCAGCAAGAAAUUUCACAAGUGACCGAGCCGCCAUGUGUGCCAGUAGCAGCUCUAUGUAGAGACUCCAGCCUCCCACUAAAAUGUGCCUAACAUUUAUAUUAGGAGUGGGGGCAAACUCAAUGUAAACUCCAUCAGUGUCAAGUUUAUUAGGUACAACUAGCUAAAAACCAAAACAGUCUAAUAUAAAAGCUCUGAGUUGAUCCUGCCUACACAAAGAUUGUAGCUGUUUUGGAGGUGUUUCUUCAUACUCUGGUUGAGGUAAUUUCAGGUACUGCUAAGCUGUAUUAUGAUAUAAUUUAUAAAGAGAGGGCUAUAUUGAGAUGCUCGCCUAAACCUGCUGUAGGUUGAAAAAGCCUAAACGACAGCUGAACAUUAAAGCCUCAAAGGAUAGGUUUGCUUAAAGACUGCAUUAGUUUUAGAUGGUUGUACCUCUUAAUAACACGAAAACUGAGUGUGUUAUAUCAGCAAAAAACAGAUGAUGGGGUUUUUUUGUACUUUAACAUUAUUGAUUUAAGUGAUGAUGUAAAAAACAAAGGGGCAGUUGGAGGCUAGUAAUUCACACAUUGCGGAUGUAAAGAUACUCUAGAGGCAGAAGAGUUAAAAUGUGUUCCAUCUUGCAGAAAUAAUACUUCAUUAUUAAUGAAUGUCUACCAGUGUCUUUCUUUUUUUGUACAUUUGGAGCCUGGUUGAAACAACAAUGAUGUAAAUGUGAAGCCUGGAAUAAAUUUUGUUAUUGAAUCAAA
Notolabrus celidotus (New Zealand spotty) is the source of this 3129-nucleotide messenger RNA. It is a transcript of the gene hadhab, whose product is annotated as hydroxyacyl-CoA dehydrogenase trifunctional multienzyme complex subunit alpha b. NCBI's taxonomy places the organism in Eukaryota, Metazoa, Chordata, Actinopteri, Labriformes, Labridae. The transcript has 20 exons. Gene Ontology annotation, biological process: fatty acid beta-oxidation. Bases 117 to 2408 code for a protein of 763 amino acids. Gene Ontology annotation, molecular function: long-chain (3S)-3-hydroxyacyl-CoA dehydrogenase (NAD+) activity; enoyl-CoA hydratase activity; NAD+ binding. Gene Ontology annotation, cellular component: mitochondrion; mitochondrial fatty acid beta-oxidation multienzyme complex. The record is from RefSeq and is a predicted model, not a curated record.